AUAAACACAUAAUAAAGAAGUAACACACGCAAGAAAGGAAGUGAGCACGGACCACGAUAGAAGGAAUAUUUAAUUGAUUGGAGUGCCGAAAACAACAGAACAGGAGAGGAAAGAAGGCAGGAACGAUCCUCCAACGUGCUAGCGACUGGUAGAGGAGAAGCGGCAGGAAGGUAGGGACGAUCAUCCAGCGCGCUAGCGCAGCGAGAGGGAGACAAGCAGGAAGAAUUUUUAACGUGUGGACACCAUUCGACGAAGACAACGCUGGAUUAACACUUUGACCGCCGGCCUGACGUCACAGUUUUUGAGUGAGCACGUAGCGCAUGGCAAGAGAGCGAUGAGAGUGACAAUUUCUCGUGCCAUUAUUAUCACUCUUUUGUUUCAUUGCGAUAACCCAACGGGACAAAAGUAGAAAGCUUGGAGCAAAAUAAUCGUUUGUCUCGCUCUAUCCUCUAUACCGCGCUUGCUUGCACUCAUGCGCGAGUGCUCGAGUAUAUUCUCUCAGAACUGAGCAUUCGCAGUUCAACCCGUGCAGUGAGAAUGUAUUUGUUAAUGUGCAGCGAAAUUUGUCUCUGUAUCUCAAUCCCCCAAAAAGCCACAUUCACUCUCCGCGCACUCUUACAAUUUUGGCGCGCACGCUACGUACAACACAAUACAAAAGGUCGUUUUAACCACACGCACUGAUCAAAGUCGCGAUGGUUCAAUCGGUACGCCGACGCUCCAUGUCAGAGAUUUGGUGUGAAGAAAAAGUUUUUCUGACCAAAUCGACAACACACACGCGGCGACACACAUCGUCACAUCGACCGCCGUCGAUGGAAGUGUGUGAUGAUCUAAAAAUAGAUCUGUGGGGCGAGUGAGAAGGGGGAGGGGCGUAGAACAAGAACGUAAGCGUGAGUCGUCGCGUGUGCGUGUGUGUACACUCAAGAACUCAUUUUUUGCUCUUUCCUGGAACCCACAUGUUUCUACAUUCUUCUGAUUUUAAGCAACAAAAGUAGAAGGGAAGUAGAAGGCUACUUCAUUUCUACUUUCCUUGCUACUUUCGAGCGUGUUGACUCGCUUGGGAAGCGGCGUAGCACAUGUCGUUCUCGUUCUCUCUUUCCUACCUCAUUCGUUCUCAAGAGAAUCACUGCCCAAGGAAACAUCCCAAACGUCCAAAACGCGAUGAAUGGGUAAAACUAUGGACCUGAGAUGGGGCCCUAUCUCAGUACCCAAACUGGUACCCAAAGGCAGACAAUUUUGGACUUAUUUUUUGAGAGAGAGCGAAAAAGCUGAUGCUUCUCCCUCUUCUCACACUUCUCUCUAGAAUUUCAUUUGUAUGAGUUCUAGGAAAAGGGGAAAGGGGAGGAGAUGUAGCAAGUGAAUUAUAUUGAUGAGAAGAGGGGAGACACAUUCAUUCACCAGUCACCGCCAAUAUCGAUAAUUUGAUAUUGGCCGGUGGUGUUUGGGGUACUGCGUUCCGUGUGGACCACGGAUGCUAAAUGAAAAUGCUCUGUAUAUUUCCGCCCAGGCUGCAAAUGACAGCGCGUAAGACCAAUUUAGCAGAUUUAUAACACCACAUUGAAGAGUUUAAUCGUUUUUUGGGCUUUUAUACAUAUAAAUCAAGCCAUUUCUUCAAUAUAACAUGGUAAAAUUAUUUAAAGUUAUUUUACAAACAAUUAUUUUAACAAUUCAGACUAAAUUAAAAGAUUUUUUAGUUUUAUACCACACAAGGCCAAUAUUGAUAUUGUUGAUGUUGUUCCCUUGUCCAUACUGUCUGUGUUUAUGUCGCUGCUGUCACACCACAAUCGCGCGCAAAUGAACAAAAUCUAAACAUACAGAACAUCUAACGAGUUAAAUUGCGUGCGUUAUUGCGAUAAUCUAGUGGUUUUUAGCCGUGAUUUUAUCAAAAAUAGGAUGGACCAAUCAUUCUCGAAGCGUAUUCGGCUCAACUCAUAUUUGUAUCGUACCCGUAACCGUAUAGUGGAGCAAGACCAGCUAGAAGAAAAUAAUACCAGUGAAAGAGAAAAUGAUAAUGCACAUACGCCAGAUGUUGGUGCUACAUCCUCACACGACAGUUUUCUUGUGGAACAUGAUUAUGUUGAAGAUGAUCAUGAAACUACUGCAUACGCUGAGGAAGAAGAGGCUGUAAUCGAUUAUCUCGAAAGCUCUGACGAGGAACAAGAAACAUCAAACGAACCAUUCUCCGUAAAAGAAGCUUUGCAAACGUGGGCGGUGUCUACAAAUCAAACUUAUGAUUCCAUCGAACAAGUCAUGGGUAUAAUCGGUAAAGUAAGUUCUUGCAAAUUGCCAAAAGAUGCUAGAACUUUGCUAAAAAUCAACCGCAAUCGCUCUUCGGAAAUUAUUACCGUGCAAGGUGGACAGUAUUGGUAUCGUGGGAUUCAAAAUUGCUUCACUAACGAGUUAAGCGAUGUAAACUUUGAAGCUGAUAAAACAAUUUUACUGAACGUGUCAAUAGACGGAUUGCCGAUUGCCAAAAGCAACAAUCUACAAUUUUGGCCUAUUCUAUUUAACAUUCAUGGAAUGCCGGAAAUACCAGUCAUGCCAAUUUCAAUCUAUUGUGGAGCAACAAAACCAGCCAGCAUAGAACAAUUUCUCCGACCUUUUGUAGAUGAGGUUAAUUUUCUCACAAAAAAUGGUGUGGUUGUAAAAAACAAGAAGUUUAACAUCAAAUUACGUGCUAUUAUCGCCGAUUCUCCUGCAAGAGCUUUUAUAAAAGGUGUUGCUUAUUUCAACUCGUUAGAUGGCUGCUUAAAGUGCACUUCGAAAGGAAAACACAUCAAUGGAAGAAACGCAUACUCGGACACCGCUGGCCCAGAUAGAACACAUGAAGGUUUCAAAAACCGAGCUUACGGUGAUCAUCACAAACUAGAUUCACCUCUUUUGGAUUUAGAUGAGUUUGACAUCAUCAUACAAAUUAUUGUGGCAGAUUCUCUGCAUUUGAUAGAUUUAGGUAUAACAAAAAGAAUGCUGAUGGCCUGGAUGUUUGGUAUGUUUGGUGUAAGAAAAAAAUUAACUCCUACACAAAUCAACUUUAUUACAGCUAAGUUACUUAACAUUAAACUUCCUGCUGAGAUCCAUAGAAAAUUUCGUCCACUUUUUGACAUCAAACAUUGGAAAGGAUCAGAAUUUGCUUCAUUUUUGUUUUAUGGUUCAUUUGUCGUUCUUAAGGACUCAAUUCCUGAAGAACAAUAUAAUCACUUCAUGCUGUUUUUUUGCAGCAUUACAUUGCUGUCUACAGAAGUUUACAAAGAGCAUUGGCCAUUAGCAAAUAAGUUACUUCAGCUUUUUGUAAAACUGUACAGUACACUAUAUGGUCCAGAAUAUAUAUCAAGUAACGUACAUAAUCUCUUACAUAUUUUCAAACAAGCCGAAAACUUUGGCCCCAUUAACACAAUCUCCUCAUAUGAUUUUGAAAAUGAGCUUCAACAUUUAAAAAAAUCAUUACGAAGCGGGGGCAAAUGCUUGGAACAAGCUAUAAAUAGAAUAACAGAAAGCGAAGCAUAUCAUACGCACGAUACAAAUCAACAAAUUACUUUUCCUUCUAUUCAUCUUCUUGGAGAAACAGUUACUCUUCAUAUUCGUAAAGCUUUCUGUUUAAAAAAUGAUCAACGCAACGAAUGGUUUUUGACAAAAUCAGGAUAUGUUUGUCAAUUCGGUACAGCAAUCAUGCAAGACGGAGUAAUAGAAAUAUCAGCAAAAAAGAUCAUUUACUCGUCUAGUAGUUUCAGUUAUCCUUACGAUUCUAAAAUGAUAAAUAUUCACCGAGCAAGUACUAAUGAUUUAGAAGAAAGUUUUUUUAGAUUAGGAAUCAGCGAUAUAAAAUGUAAAUUAGUUGCGGCACCUCUUGCUCAAGAAGAUGCAUUCGAUUUCGUUCCUUUAAUUCACACAUUAGUAAUAUGAAAUAAAUAAUAAAUAUUUGUUGAACGUA
Anopheles gambiae (African malaria mosquito) is the source of this 3925-nucleotide messenger RNA. RefSeq lists its product as uncharacterized. NCBI's taxonomy places the organism in Eukaryota, Metazoa, Arthropoda, Insecta, Diptera, Culicidae. The coding region runs from base 1891 to 3897 and encodes 668 amino acids. The transcript is spliced from 5 exons. The record is from RefSeq and is a predicted model, not a curated record.